Molecule: messenger RNA, 1521 nt
Organism: Aspergillus steynii IBT 23096
Lineage: Eukaryota; Fungi; Ascomycota; Eurotiomycetes; Eurotiales; Aspergillaceae
Product: elongator complex protein 4
Exons: 2
Coding region: 1-1191 (396 amino acids)
Biological process (GO): tRNA wobble uridine modification
Cellular component (GO): cytoplasm; elongator holoenzyme complex; transcription elongation factor complex
Source: RefSeq, a predicted model, not a curated record
AUGUCUUUUCGCAAGAGAAAUAUAGGCUUGUCGGCUGGCGCGGAUCGUGCGUCUGGUCAGAAUCCCACCGCGCCUGUGCUGCAAGCUGCAGCUGCGCCGGAAUCGAAUCCCGGUAUUCGACCCUCUCCCGACGAUGGACGACCGACUACUUCGACGGGCGCGCCGUCGCUGGAUAAUCUCCUUGCCGGGCACGGUGGACUCCCGAUUGGAAAGACAUUGUUGAUUGAGGAGAACGGGACUACGGAUUUUGCGGGCGCAUUGCUACGCUACUAUGCGGCCGAAGGUGUUGUGCAGGAUCAGAGAGUUCACGUCGUCGGAAUGCCCGAGCAAUGGGGCAGAAGUCUUCCGGGUCUGAUUGGGCCUGCAGAAGCUGCGGAUGAUAAACAAGACAAGCGCAAAGGCGAGAAGAUGAAGAUUGCUUGGAGAUAUGAGCGGUUGGGCGAAUUUGGGACUGGAGUGGCUGGAUCAAGAGACACAGCUUCUGCUGCGCCCACCGGGGAUCAAAGUCAACAGACCGGAAACCAGGCGGAGCAACCGGCGUUUUGCCACGCCUUCGAUCUCACGAAGCGUCUGACCCAUCCGGGUAUCACAAACAUAACCUACGUUCCGCUCGCACCGUCCAAGGAGCCAUUGUUUGUCUCAGUCCACAAGCGACUGCAGGCCGCCAUCGCUCAGAGUCCACCAAAUACCGUCCACCGCAUUAUCCUGCCUUCCUUGCUUAACCCCACGAUAUACCCACCCGAAGUCUGCCAGCCCGAGAAUUUAUUGCCAUUCCUCCAUUCCCUCAAGGCGCUGCUGAGUUCGCCCAACGUGCGUGCAACGGCCAUGAUCACAAUGCCAUUGUCCCUGUUCCCGCGGUCUUCCGGCCUUGUGCGAUGGAUGGAAAUCUUGAGCGACGGAGUGUUCGAGUUGUGUCCUUUCCCCCAUUCCGCAGACGCCCUUGCAGCCUCGGGAGCCGCGACAGCUCAUGAGGAACCACCGCAGGGCAUGCUCAAGGUGCACCGCUUGCCCGUGCCACAUGAACGUGGCGGAGGCAGUGAUCAGAAUAUCGGGCAGGACUGGGCGUUUACACUGAGUCGGAAGAGGUUCGAGGUUAAGCCGUUCAGUCUACCGCCGGCUGAAGGAGACAAGGAGGCGCAGGACGGAGCUGCAGCGGGUGGGAUGCCUAAGAAAGCAGAUCUCGAAUUCUGAGCAGAAAAAACCACCACAGAUGUAGAAACGACAUCGAUCAUUCUUCGCGGUCAGAUUCCACCAGGUUCUCCAGCUCGAUUUGUUCGGACAUCGCAGGCCCAGAAGAGGCCAUUGUGCGGAGGUAAUCUCUUCCGUACGCGUCGAGACCCGGUCUCAGCGGAACUCUGGGGAAUUGGGAGCGAAACCGACUUCCGAGACACGACGACAACGCCAGCCAAACUGUCGAGGUUAGCCCAACACGAGCAUUCGAGGGUCAGAGUACUCACCCAAGAGUAAGAGGACGGGUGUAAAGAACACCAGAAACAUCAAAAGGAAGAAGUUCAUGGUGGC